AUGCUAACUCUGCUGGGAACCACUGCCGAAUCAGCUGGUCGGAGACAAAAGCUCAUGUCUCUAUGGACUGAUGAUGGCGCGUCAGAGACACUGCAUGAAUCUUGGAAAACCAGUCGCCUAUAUGGUGCGCUCGAGAAGAUGCUUUCUAACUCUGAACCAGUUACUGAGAGCUCAGGAAAGCGCUCCCGGGAGGACCAAGACGACGGCACCGGAAGUGAAUGGGGUUUUCGCAUUGACCGUAGCUCGACUCCUCUCGCUCAUGAUGCUCCGCGUGUUGUUGAGCCUUCCAUCUCCCCCCGUGCCAAAAGGCCUCGGCUGGCCGCUCCUACCGACAGCAGGAUCCCGUCGUAUACCGCUAGCGCUACGAAUGCCCUACAAUUACCCCCGCAGACCUCGCAACUGUUGGACGUCUAUUUCGCAGUCACUCACUCAUGGUUCCCAAUCGUCGCAAAACAUAACAUUCUACGAGCGUCGUACCUGUAUGCAAGCGCGCCGUUAUCCGUCGCAAAAAUGGCCCCAGGUUCGGGCGACCACGCCGCAUUGUGGGCCUUGCUCAGUUAUACCAUUUCUCAAUCUCGGGUUAACCCGCAGGACGGGGCGUUGGAAGCGCUUUCGAAGACCAAGGAGUAUUACUCGGUAGCUCGCAGCUUGAUCCCUUCUGAAACGGAGCGGUUCGAGCUUGGACAUGUGCAGGCACUGUUGCUGCUGACGUUGGUGAACAUCGGCCUGGAGGACUGGACCGCUGCCUGGCUGCUGAGUGGUCAGGCUGUGCGCAUGGCCAUUUCUAUGGAUCUUGGAGCCUUUAUGGACGUUCGACGAUCGGACGAGUUGAGGCAAGGAAAGGCGGUUUUUCUUGGCUGUUUCGUGAUCGACUCAUUGCUUUCGUUCCGUUUGUCGAGGCGACCGUGCAUGCAUCCUCGUGAUCUCACCAUGGUCGGCCUGUUGGAAGAAGAUGGCUUGGAAGAGUGGAAUUCGUGGGCGGACGUCUUGCCACCCACGGGAGCUGGACAGGGGAAGAGCCCCCCUCGUCGGGGUCCGCUGCUCGCUUUAAGCUGCUUCAAUCGACUGGUCGAGUUAGCCGGUGUGCUAAAUAAGAUUGCUCGCGAUUCCACGGCCGGACCAAACGCACCCUUAUUUGCACAACAACUGGUCAUGGAGCUCAAGCAAUGGGAUGAUCGUCUCCCGCUCGGAUGUCGCUUGAUUGGCCCGGAAAGUAUCUAUCCGGAACGACAUUCGGCGUUACUCCCACACCAGAGCUACCUUGGCCUGACAUAUGUGGCGACGCUUCUAUGGCUUUAUCUGCGCAUUGCGCCCCAGGAGCUCGGGUUGCACCGCUCCCAACGGCCAGCUAUCGAAGGAGCCAAGAAGCUCCUUUAUAGAGCUCUUCCGAUGGUGUCCCAGCACCUUGAUAACUUCCAGGUUUGCGGCUUGCCGCCCAUAUUCGAGCUUUCUUUACGCACUAUCGCCGAACAAGCGUUCACUCUGCGCAAUAAGAUUGAAUCCGACAUGUUCCCUUUCGGACGAUGGACUGAAGCGCUUCUCCAGCGAACCACGGAGCUCAGUUCAACUUGGCCAGUGUAUCGUUCAUUGUCUGCUUCGAUCGAUCACUGGUACCGUUCUAAGGAUCUUCCCGGAAACCUUCCUCUAUCCUAUCAGCCCGCAGAGGCAGGAUCAGCACCCGGAAUGGCUAGCGGUAUGACCAGUACUGCACUACCCCCUGAGUCUAUAGCAACAUCGGCGGCAGGGUAUCCCAGCAUAAUGAGAGAGCCUUCGAUGAACCCUCAUAUGAGAAGGGCUGCACCUGGAAUGGGGGAUUCCGAUUAUACAUCCGCUAUCAUGGGCAUCACUAUCCCUGUAGACGGACAGUACAUGACGCCAAAAGAUCCCACGGUGGAGAAUCCUGAGCUAUCUAUGAUGGACGUAUCCUUCCAACAACCCUUGGACGGACGGGCGGCACACAUGGACAAGUCCGAGCCGACUGCUGCUUUGAAUGCAGCAUUACCGCGGGGCCCACGCCCCCAUCCGUCCACACCCGACUCUGGCGUGUCGAGUUCGAUGAUGUCGGUCACAGGCCCGGGUGUUAUACACGAACGUUCUGUACCUUCGGGGGAUAGGGGCUCGGAUACGACAGAGCGUAUCGGGUCGACAGGCGACAUUGACGCCAUCUUCAAGGAUCUUGCAUACCUCGACACCACAGAGUGGGCUAACAAUCGCGAGGCUGCGCUGAAGGAUUUCGGGUUUAUUGACGAGAGUACGUUCCAGGCUUUCUGCCAUGACCCAGACCGACUCGCUGGGACUCAGCCGUUAGUGCAUCCUCCCUCAAUUGCCGAUAUUUGGCCGCCACCGGGCUUUUUCCCGGAGACGUUCCGUGAUACUACGGAAGAUGUGAUGGAGGGUUGA
Molecule: messenger RNA, 2400 nt
Organism: Aspergillus niger
Lineage: Eukaryota; Fungi; Ascomycota; Eurotiomycetes; Eurotiales; Aspergillaceae
Exons: 1
Coding region: 1-2400 (799 amino acids)
Biological process (GO): positive regulation of transcription by RNA polymerase II; DNA-templated transcription
Molecular function (GO): zinc ion binding; DNA-binding transcription factor activity; DNA binding
Source: RefSeq, a predicted model, not a curated record